Struthio camelus australis is the source of this 2356-nucleotide messenger RNA. It is a transcript of the gene C22H11orf52, whose product is annotated as chromosome 22 C11orf52 homolog. The record is from RefSeq and is a predicted model, not a curated record. NCBI's taxonomy places the organism in Eukaryota, Metazoa, Chordata, Aves, Struthioniformes, Struthionidae. Gene Ontology annotation, cellular component: extracellular exosome.
CUGCCAGACACUCCCUUAGAAUAGCCAGGGGCCGAGCAGGGAACCAGGAAAUACAAGCUCUCCCUGUCCAGAAAACACUGCUGCUUCAUGGAGGAGGGAGCGACAUGGGCAAUCUCUGCAGCUGCGGGCGAGCGGGGAACUGCCCUUCACCUUUUAAAAGAAAGAAGGAAAAGCAAGGAGCCAGAGUGAGACAUGACAGCCAACAGCACCAGCAUGGCAGGAAGGCUCCGAUGUACGAAGAUGUCCCAGAGCUUCCUGUCUAUGCCACCGUGAAUAAGCCCAAGAGUGUGAAGCAGGACGAAAGCAUUCAUUACGCGGACAUCCAGGUGUUCACCAAGGCCCGGGAGCGCUCUGCAGAGGAGGUGAAGAACUUGCAAAUGCAGAAUGCCACAGAGUACGCCACCCUCAACUUCCCCAGGCCCAGGCUGAAAUACGAUAGCAAGAACGGGACCCUGGUGUAAGAAGCUUGAUGGCCCCCUUCUCCUUCAGCAGCGAAAGAAUUUCACAGGUUUAGAGAUACUGUAGACCCAAGCUGGGCUCGCGGACAGAUCACGUCUCCCUGAGAAGGUGCAGAGGGGCUGUGUCUUCCACCUGCAUUUGGCUUUGGAGGACACAGAAAUAAUUAUCUUCACAUGAGAAGUAGUCUCCUGUCUGGUUCUGCUGGCAAAAGACACCUCUCCUCUUUGGAAAACCUGGGUCACUUCUGAAGCUAGCAGCCCAUCUGCUCUGGGGCCCGUGAGAAAGCAGAACUGCUCCGCAGUUGAUGAAGGCUAAAGGUGCAGCCCAGAGCUGCAGGGAGAAGGUUUCUGCUGUAGCUGAGGUUUCCCUGAGUGCUGCUCGGCAGGAAGACUUAGGAACACAGCAAACAGGAUUAGAUCCUGGGAUUAGAGAGAUGCUGCCACUGGAUUUUAUUGUCAAUGCUAACAGAAAUCGGCAACGUGCUAUAGAAAAUGAGGUGUGGAUGAUACCGCGAGGAAAUGGCGUGCAACCUCUAACAGUUUCUGCCACAAUGUCUUCCUCCAACACCAGCCGCUGCACACUGCAGGCCUCAAGCGCUAGCUGCACCCGCUUUGCUCCAAGAACAGUGCGUUGUGGCCACGCACAGCACUCAGACAAAGGUCGGAAACGCAGCACCAGCUGCAGGGUACAGAGCAACUGCUUUUGCUGGAGGGCUGUACAGAGAGGCAUCCUUACCCUAGCAUGUGUGGUAGUGAGCAGCAAUUCUCUAAUUGGGAAUGAAACAAGGAAAAUUCACAAUUUGCCUUUAAGGCAGCCAUUUAAAAGCCAUUGUCAGCAUUUAGGGGUAGUUAUCCAGUCCUUAGAGUACAGUAGCUGUUUGCAUGCCUGUGCCACUGGGAAUGAAUCCUGGCCAACUCAGCGAGGGCUUUGGAGUUUUUCUCCACUUUUUUCUUCCUCUUUUGUAUUAGCAGCUUUAGUUAUAAAGCCCUGCAACACAGAGCUCAUGCCAUGUAUUUUUUCCUGCUAACCCUCCCAGAUACACAUCUGGGAAUCUACUUAUGGAUUUAAAAUAGCAUUAGUAAUGCAGUCUAGCAACCUUCCAAAAGGCUUCUGCCACGAGACUGAAUAUUUUAACAUUGGCAGCUGAACAGGGCUCCCCAGCCGUAUCUUCAGACGCUAAAUCAAUGCUCGGCACAUUCUGCUCCUAAUUGAUGGUCUCGAUAGCUAAAUGCAGAACGACCUGUUUAUUGCCAAUGUUUAAAAAUGGGCAUCCUGCUACAUUUUAUAAACGUACAUCAUUUUGCAUAUUAUGGCUGAGCUGCAUGUAAAAAGCAGGAGGCAGUUCCUGCUCACUAGGAACAGUAAAGGCGGCGCAGGCAGCGUUUGCUAGCGUGGAAGCGCUCUGAGGACCAAGCUCACCGUUCUUCUACCCGAACAGCUCUUUCCGCCCAUGCUAUCCAGCAGACCUCCAUGGGGCUACCGUUAAGGCUAGGGUAAGGUUUGCAGGAUAAGGUCCUUUAUUUAUAAUAGACACAGUAUUAUGUUACUGGUAGGGCUAGUUCUCCCGAGUGCCAAGGAUUCCUCUUCCUGCUCCUCCAAAUCCCUGCCCGCGCUGCAUGCCCAGCGGGACGGCCUGUCCUUUGGGCUGCGCAGGGCCGAAGGGGCACAGCCUUUAAUGUUGCGAGCGGGUGUCGGAGAGGCACGGCGCUCCCCUCUGCGCGCUCAGUCCUGCUGGCCCGGCUGUCCGAGGCGGAGCUGGGCACGCAGACCCAGGCCCGGCUCGAGGCGGGCCUCCUUCCUCUGAACUGGAAAGGGGCACCGGUUCCGGGUCUAGUCCAGCUUUCCUCAGCGUAGGAAGAAACAGGUUUAUGCCACUGGGUUUUUUAGGUAUGUUAUU